AUGUGGGAGCCCUCGUGCCUGCGCUUCCCCGAGCUGCUGCCCGCCAAGCUCAAAGAGCUCAGGAUCAAGUUUGAGGAAAUUAAGGAUUAUUUUCAAUCAAAAGAUGACGACCUCAGCAUCCAACUGCUCAGCUCCGACCUGCUGGAGGAAAUCAAGGGAAGCCUGGGCUGCCAGUCGGUGUCGGAGAUGAUGGAAUUCUACCUGGAGGAGGUUCUGCCCAGGGCCAUGAGGAGCAGCAGCCAGCACCAGCACAGCAUGGGCGACCUGGGCAACCUCCUGGUGAACCUCAGAGCCAUGAUGAGACGCUGUCACAAAUUCUUCACCUGUGAGGAGAGGAGCAGGAGCAUGGAGCACGUCAAGGAGGCCUACAGCAGGAUGAAGAAGAAUGGACUCUACAAGGCCAUGGGAGAGUUCGACAUCUUCAUCAACUACAUUGAAAGAUAUUUAACAAUGAGGAGAAGGAACUGAGAGCACCCCUGGCUCUGCAUUUUCCACACCAAAUCCUGUUACUUUAAAAAUCACUUUAGGUUGCAAGAACUCAAAUUAAGUUAUCUCAAGGUUCAGGUUAAGAAUUACAGGUCAAUAACUUCCAGCUUAAUAUUGUAUUUAAGAGCUAUUUUUUUAAUAAUUUUGUAAUAGUUGAAUUUAUUAUUUAUUACUUCCAAUACCUCAGUGUUGAUGUUUACAGUAUGUUUUGAAGAAAGGAGUGAUGAGCUUGUAAAUUACUAUUUAUUGUUUAAUAUUUUAAUAUUGUUUAUUGUAGUGCUAUUUUAUUCAUAGCUUCAAAACAACCAAAGCAGCAUUUUUCUGGAGGGCAGACAAUGAGCUGAGCUUAUCCCAAGUGAAUUAGGAGCAAGGCCAACUUUGAGUUCAACAAAAUUUAAUUUUAGGCAAAUUACUCUCUUCUCAUGUCCUAAAUCUUUAUUUAUUUAUGCAAUUAGGUGGUUUUAUGUGCAGGAGGAGAAAAAUCCACAGCAACAGCAUGGCUGACUCUUCUUUAGAUUUCAGUCUGUAGAUUAGUCCAGACUAAAUUUUAAAAAUUAAUAAUGUUUGGUUCUAAUAGAACUUAAAUAUUGCUCAGUGUCUGCCUUCCAGAGCUGCUGGGUUGGCCACCCUGCACUUUCCAAAGUUAACCUUACUGUUCUCCAGUCUCUGAUUGGGUUUUCCUCACUGUUUCACUGCUGUUCAUUUUCUUUUACAACUUAGAGGAUAUUUAAUUACCCACCAUUUUAAGGUGGCUCAGGUAAUUUGCAUUCAAAUCCUUGGGGCUGCUCCCAGCACUGCUGGGAUUGGAUUUUGGAUCCUCAUGAGUGGGAGCAGCUUCAGUGCCCCCAAAAGUGGCUGAUUUUAGGGCUCAGCUUCCUCCUCACCCUGGUGGACCCUGAGCCAGAGGAAAAUGCCACAACCCCCAAGAGAGGCUUUGACUUCUAAUAUUUAGAAGUUUAAAGGCCCCCAGCUGAUGAAACACAGCAAAUUUG
Molecule: messenger RNA, 1478 nt
Organism: Zonotrichia albicollis (white-throated sparrow)
Lineage: Eukaryota; Metazoa; Chordata; Aves; Passeriformes; Passerellidae
Gene: IL10
Product: interleukin 10
Biological process (GO): immune response
Cellular component (GO): extracellular region
Molecular function (GO): cytokine activity
Source: RefSeq, a predicted model, not a curated record